AUGGGGUUAACGAGUAAAACCGGACUGACGGCUAGUCCUACAAAAAAGGUUGCGAGAACUGAGAAGACGAAAACUGUUCAAUUAAGGGCUAUCGCAAAGCCGGCACCUUUCAUAUUGAAACGUUUCGCUGGACUCUACAAUCCUUAUCCGUACGGGUGUUCGCUGUUGUGUAACCACCCUAUCGAUAACGAAGCAAAGGAGUUACUACGAAAAGCGAAAGACAACUGGGGAGUUGAAGGCAAGAACGUCCUGUUGGCGGAAGAAAUCGAAGCUAUAAGAGAAACUUUAAGACAAAUUAGUACCAACGAACCUACAUUUGUACAAACGAAUAUCAUUCUUCCACAAGUGGAAAGCGUUCCCGAAGAAUUGUUCAGAAGGUACACCGAAACAGAUUCUAGACCACUGACGCCAGCCCCGACUUUAGCUAGUGCAGCAACGAAAGCGACCAGUUCAAGAAGAUGUGUAACACCUGAUCUGAUACCUACUUGCAACAUCAGAGAAAAAACUUUACUCGUGCUAGAUUUAAGGCGAAGCCAUAGCCAGGAAACUUUGUCAUAUUACGCCAGUUCGUCCGCCCACGAACCCCCCUUAAUUCGUAUCCAGCACGUUCACACCAGAGCGGAAAGUUUGGAGGAAAAAACUGCCGAAGAAGUUCAAACUUUGACUAAAAGCUUGAGUACUCCUGCCAUUUUCAAGAGGCCUAAAAGUGGUAGAAAGUCGGUAAACGAAGAACAUACUGAAGAUGUCAACGAAAAAGACCAAGAAGAUCAAGAGGAGGGGGAUGAAGAAGAGUUUAUAAAAAGGCGAGGCAAGAAAAGACGUAAAAAAGGAAGGGAUUCUUCGAGGGGCCCUCCAGCGUUUCAAGCAUCGUUAGAUCCUGAAACACAGAUGGCGACUAUAGGCCUGGAUUCCCACAAUCCCAGCGCCCGUCCUUCUUUAAUACCAGGAGGUUCAUUGCUGGACACUGGUGAGGUACCAGAGAGAAAGAAAAGCAUACUGAAACCUUCCGUCAGCCUAGACAUUGACUCGUACCUAGACACCGAAAUUCUCAAACAACUGAGAAGAGAACUAAACGAAGAAAUUGUCGACAAUGAAUUAAAUAACAAUAGACGGAAGGCGUUACAAGAAGCCUUACGGACGGUCACUAAAGAUAAACCGGCAUGUGAAGAGCUCGUGGCUCUUCAGAAGGAGUUGCGGGUGCCACCAGUAAACGCUGACCUGUGGAUAUCGCUUCCCAGGGCUUUCUCUAGGUCCAGCGCGAGAUUCGAGCUACCUAUGGACAGUCGAUCGCUUAAUACUAUGACGCCUUUGGAUUAUGUGAGGGAAAACAUUAGUAUUACCUCGGCAAGGAAGUUGCUGUACAAUUGCAUUUUCAAUAAAUUUAAAAUGGAAGUCGAGGGUGGCGGAGAAUACGAGCGUAAAGUCUCGGGAGAGAAGUUACAAGAAUGUCUGGAUCUUCUAAUGGGAAGGCCCCUGUCUGAGAAGCAAUCGCGCUAUUUCAGAAAACUUGUAGGUUGGAAGGAAAGCGAUAUUUUCGACUUUAAGACUUGCUGCGGAAUCUUUGCACUCUGCGAGAGACUAUUAGCGCCUCAGUUUUAUCCGCAGCUGCCAGACAGAAAAACAGACCCUUGUCAUGAGGUCGAAUUAGCGGAUUUUGAGGUACUAUCGAGAAAACUACAUGGACAAAAGGUGGACGAGAGACUUAUAGAAAUUUUAAAUGGUAUAAAAACCUUAUAA
Messenger RNA from Anoplophora glabripennis (Asian longhorned beetle), 1737 nucleotides. RefSeq lists its product as uncharacterized. The transcript is spliced from 11 exons. NCBI's taxonomy places the organism in Eukaryota, Metazoa, Arthropoda, Insecta, Coleoptera, Cerambycidae. Bases 1 to 1737 code for a protein of 578 amino acids. The record is from RefSeq and is a predicted model, not a curated record.